This is a messenger RNA of Poeciliopsis prolifica (blackstripe livebearer), 2994 nucleotides long. RefSeq names its product cell surface A33 antigen-like. The transcript is spliced from 7 exons. NCBI's taxonomy places the organism in Eukaryota, Metazoa, Chordata, Actinopteri, Cyprinodontiformes, Poeciliidae. The record is from RefSeq and is a predicted model, not a curated record. Gene Ontology annotation, cellular component: plasma membrane. Bases 83 to 1621 code for a protein of 512 amino acids.
UUCACCGUGAAGGUUAGGCAGGCUCCUGUUCCUCGUCAAAGAGCAUCUGUUCUGGUGAAUGUUUUAGUCUUCGACUUAAAAAAUGACAAUGGGAAGGCAUUUUGGAUGGCAAAAACAAAUUCUUCUACUAGCAGUUUUGCCCUGCUGUUGGAGUGUGCAAGUGUCUAUCAAAGAAAAGGAAUACAGGGUGGCAAAAGGAGAUGAUGUUACACUGACCUGUUCCUUCAUCCCUGCUAAGCCUAUAACAACUAACUUUGUCCUGGCAUGGGACACUGUGGGCAUCCCAUCGAAACCAGUGGCCUCCUUCUUUAUGAACAGUCCUGUUGACAUCGCUCCAUCAUAUGAAGGAAGAGCCACCCUGGAGGUUGAUGUUGACGGGGGAUUGGCGAAGCUCCACUUAAAACAGUUGACCAUGGAAGACAGUCGCCAUUAUCAAUGCAGCGUCAGAAUCCCCAAUGAUGAUGAGGGAACACCGAUCGCUUCCACUUCUGUUUUAGUUCUUGAGCCUCCCUCUAAACCAGUAUGCACACUUCAGGGACAAGCACAGUAUUUCACUGACAUCACACUCACCUGCAAGUCUGAGGAGGGUUCCCCAGCUCCGGUCUAUACCUGGACGAGCUACAGUAUUGAAAACAUUCCCAGACAAUUUCCCCCAAAGACAACACAGGAGGAUGGAGUUCUGUCUCUCUUCAAUAUUACAAGGGAGACGUCUGGCUUCUUUAUCUGUCUUUCGAAAAAUACCAUUGGUUCUGCAAGCUGCAACUUUACCUUAGCUGUCAUGCCACCCAGUAUGAGCUUUGCAUCCACUGGAAUUAUAAUUGGAGCAGUUGCUGCUGGACUUCUGGUUCUGGGGAUUCUCAUUUUCUGCUGCUGCAGAAGAAAGAAUAAAAACGAGGCUGAUGACGAGGGUCCCCAUGGAGAUAAGGUGUAUUACGACAAAGAAGGUCCUGAAGCGGGAGAGCCAUACACGGAUGACAAGUCAAACACUGAAAAGAAGAAGUCUAAUCAGAAUGAAGUCAAAUACAUUGCUCCUCAAAGCGAUUACACCACAGGUGGAGCAGGAAAGACAUUUGAUGAUGACCAGGAGAGUUACAGAAGUGGUUUAGAAAGGCACGACGGAAAGGGAAGUGACAUAGAUUCCCAGCGUUACCAAGGAGAUCGGAAGGAUUAUUAUCGUGGAAGUCGGGAUCGUCUUGACGACCAACGAGAUCGCCAUGGCAGCAGAGAUCGUCUUGAUGACCAACGAGAUCGCCAUGGCAGCAGAGAUCGUCUUGACGACCAACGAGAUCGCCAUGGCAGCAGAGAUCGUCUUGACGACCAACGAGAUCGCCAUGGCAGCAGAGAUCGUCUUGAUGACCAACGAGAUCGCUACGGAAGUCGGGAUCGUCUUGACGACCAACGAGAUCGCUACGGAAGUCGAGAUCGCUACGGAAGUCGGGAUCGUCUUGACGACCAAAGAGAUCGCUACGGAAGUCGGGAUCGUCUUGACGACCAAAGAGAUCGCUACGGAAGUCGGGAUCGUCUUGACGACCAAAGAGAUCGCCGUGGCAGUAGAGAUCGACUUGACGAUCAACGUGAUCAAGACUUGUACCGUGGUAGUCGCGAUCGCAUUGACUACUGAGAUGAGUAAUAUGCAUAUGUUUAAUGUUGACUUACUGAGUACUCUUCAGAAAAGAGUACUCAGUAAGUCUCAGUCAUUGUCUCCUUGGGCAAGACGCUUCACCUUCUUUGCCUGCUGCAGGUGGUCAGAGGGCCUGGUGACACUGACACUGUCAGGCUGCCCCAGACCAGCUGUGGCUACAAGGUAGCUCCUCGCCAUCUCUGUUUGAAUGACUGAAUGUAGAGUAAAGCACUUUGGAGUCCUCUGACUGGAUAAAGAUCUAUACAAGUACAGGUUAUUACCCUUUGACCCUCUAAGCUUGUGGCAUAAAGAAAGGUACUAUUGUCCAUGGAUGCCUAAUGUCUUAAAAGGGAUUUUUUUUUUUACAUUUAAGACUCAGCAAUAAUUUAGUUUAACAUAAUUAAUGUUUGUGAUCCAGACGUACUGAACUCCCCUACAUGAAAAUCACAAUUUAUAGCUGGUCAUUCUUGGUGGCUCGUCUUCCUAUAAUUAAAUGCCAAUUAGGGCAAAGUAAAUAUAAAGUGGAUGAAUUCACUAUUUAGAAUAGUUUUGUAUGCUAAAAUUGUGCACGAAAUGCAGAAACUGAUCACACGUGUAUAAUUAGUAUAAUUAUCCACCAGUCGGUGGCAUAAUAUUACAGCCACUGAAAGGAAGAGUGAAUCAUUUGUUUCAUUAUGCAUCCAAUCCACAGUAGGAUCCACAGUGGUUUGUAAAAAUCUCCACAUCCUGAGAAAAUUACAACUUUUUGUGAUGUGAAAUUUGAUUGUUUUUCAGUUGAAUUACACAGGAUAUGUCGCAUUAGCUGUGGAAAAGGUUUUGAAGUGAUUUGCAAUGCUGUCAGUCCUGUAUUUCAACAAUGGUGUAUAUUAUUUGGGUGUCUCUGCAAGAUGCAGUAAGGAGAAAUUCAAUGCUCAAAGCUACUUUAUUGAAAGCUGAAAAUAUUGGCGUGCUUAGGGACUCCAAAAACUGAUCACUACAUGACUGGCUCAAAGCAUCUCUAAAACUUCUGCUCUUACUGCACUAGGUCUGCAGUGGUCAGUGUCUGUCAAAAGUGUAGAGGAGUGGGGCGCUUCUGCAGCUCAGAUUGUUAAAGACAUUAAUUGUUCUUAUUGGAAAGUGUCAAAACACAUAGUGGAUUUGAGUUUGUUGCUUGCAAAGAAAUAGAUGAGGGAUGAUUAUGGCAUAAAUGUUAUGUUUGCAUGUUGUAUAGCCUGUUUGUUAGAAAAAGUUUUUAUACUAAACUCUUUAAUCGUGUUAGUGCAAAGAGCCAUGGUUAGUGUAUGUGGAAACUAGACUGUCAACCUACAGAAUCAAUUAUACGGUAUACUGAAAUUUUAAAUGAUUAAUUAAGGUUUUGCAUUGAUGAAUGUAUU